Molecule: messenger RNA, 2161 nt
Organism: Salvelinus fontinalis (brook trout)
Lineage: Eukaryota; Metazoa; Chordata; Actinopteri; Salmoniformes; Salmonidae
Product: urocortin-3-like
Exons: 2
Coding region: 733-1287 (184 amino acids)
Biological process (GO): digestion; cellular response to nutrient levels; adenylate cyclase-activating G protein-coupled receptor signaling pathway
Cellular component (GO): extracellular region
Molecular function (GO): corticotropin-releasing hormone receptor 2 binding; hormone activity
Source: RefSeq, a predicted model, not a curated record
UGUCUCCUGGUCUGAUACACAGCGCUGUAGCUCUGCGGUUGAAAGUGGCGAAAAAAAUGACAUAUUUACCUUAAACUGACGGAUUAUGUUAAUUAGAUACUCCUAAGGAUAGGAUAUAAGCUCAAGGAACUUUAAUUGAAAGCUCAUGGAGUAGACCUGUUGUUUACCUCAUGGAAUAUUCCAACACAUCUCUUAGUUACCUCUAUCAUUCCUCAUGCCUAUUCUGAUCUGUGCAACGCCCCUACCCCAUAGCCUGUAAAAACAAGAUAACCUCCUAAAAAGUUAUUUUUAAUACAAGUAUUUAUUUGUAUUGAUUGGCAGAUAUUUUUUAAUCAAGAGAAUCAAGGCCCAGUGGUAAACAUCUGAAAAUAUUGUUCGGAAGGUUGUGCACUGCGCAUGGAAGCAAGGUGCGCGUGGAGCUGUCCAUGGUGCUGAAUGCCAUAGAAUCAACAAGUAGUGAGCGUUUCAUUUUCUAGGCUACUCACGAGCGCUAUGUUGAAACUAUUGGAAAAACAUGACAUUGGCUGACACAAUCUGGUUAAACGUUUGAAACUGCAAAUAGCUUUGUAGGAUAAAUCGGAUGUGUUACAAAAGUGUCAGAAGGGGUGACGAAAUGGAUCCUUGCAAGGGGGUGUCAACGCAUCAGAGUCAGUGUGUGAUCUUUGAGAGAGAAGAGACCAAAAAUGUCAACCCUAUGACGUUAGUUCUGGCGUACGAAGGAAUUCCGAACGAAUGGACGUGCGAGCCAAAUUCGUGAUCAGAAGACGCGGAAAGAACAAGGCGAGAACGAGGUUGGGAGAUCAGGGAAGCCCGAAUUUUAAAACGGACAUCAUGAUGCCGUUCCUAAGAACCCUGGUUGUGCUGGCUGUCCUCUGCGCGCCAACCUCCAGCCUCUGUCUCAGACUGUACCAGAGCGACUCCAGCCUCCUCUGUGACGAUGACAUACUAGCUGAGACGAGCGACGUUCCCAGUGAAGAGUUCCCAGUGUCGGAAAGCUGGGGCUCUCUCUUCAAAUCCGGAGACACUCUCUCCUCCGUAGAGUCGCGGGAGAAAAGGACGUCGACUUACCCCGCCAACUACAGGUUUCUCAGUCAGACGCAGCUAAGGAGUAAGAUGUUCCAGAACAGCAUAAAUAAUGACCGGCUAAGCAAGUUUACCCUCUCUCUAGAUGUGCCCACCAACAUCAUGAACAUUCUCUUUGACAUCCAAAAGUCCAAGAACCUGCGCGCAAAAGCGGCCGACAACGCGCGUCUGAUGGCGCAGAUUGGACGAAGGAAGAGACAGUAGACUAUCUCUCCGACGGUUGAAGCCGCUACCCUGAUUAUCCAUUACAUAUUAGAUUUUCACUCUGACAAAUACGUAUUGUGGGAAGUUUUAUUUUUCCUCAAAUCGAACUUUCAGAUGCAAUAUUUGUGAGAUGUUUUUUUUCUUCCUGUGGUUAUAAUCUAGCAAAUUUAAAUACGAAACAUAGGGAUUAUUGAGAUGGACUUUUCUGAAGUACAAUUGGAGUGUUUACUGUACAGGCCUAUUCUAUUUUAGAAUCCCUGAAAUUGAAGAAAAUCAAAAGACAAUUCGAGAUUAUUUGGAACAAGUCUACACACUGAAUGAUUUUUAUUUCUGUUCAGAAUAUACAUUUCAAUUAGUUAAAAUGAAAGUACUUUCAAGAUAAGAUUAGGCCCUAUAAAGCUAUACAACUUCUAGUCUUCCACUGGAGUGUUAAAGAUCGAACCAGGAAAUGUGGUAUAAUGAGAGGGGUCUUUGAAAUUAGAUAAGGCAAAUGAGGAAAUAUGUAAAUUGUACAUGCAUAAAAUCAGUGGGUAACCUGUAAUUAGCCUGAAAUGGUUUGCAUUUCCUCUCAUUUGUGCCCGCGUUUUAUAGGAAAAGCAAGACAUGCUUAUGCUUGAAAUACAGGACAGUACGGUACAAUACAAAUUAUGUGAACAAAUUGCAUUCAUUGAAAUUCGCACACAUUUUGCGGCAUAUUUAGUGUAAAGAGAAGCGAGUUAGCCUAUAUACCUUUGUGAAUAGACGCUAGAAUGUGAAAUGUUUCUGAGUUAUUUCAAGGUAAAUGCAUGGUAGCCUCAAUGUUUGAUCAUCACAUGUCUGUUAUUUUUAUACACAAAGGGAUUAUUUUUCCUCAAAUAAAAGCAGAUGAAUUAAA